This is a messenger RNA of Xyrichtys novacula (pearly razorfish), 7120 nucleotides long. The record is from the annotation of a GenBank genome assembly. Lineage: Eukaryota; Metazoa; Chordata; Actinopteri; Labriformes; Labridae.
ACUUCCGCCGGUGGCUCGUCUGGAGAGCUGAGUUCAGUGGGACUGCGUGGACGUCAGAGCUGUGUUUACUCUGUGCAUGUCCAAAAGUCAUGGAUGAACCAACUGGAGAACAAACACUUCGUAUUUGUUCGUUGAGAUUGUCAAAUCGACGCGGCUCUGAGUCUGACAGAGAAAUCCCUGCAACUGUGGAGUAAUUUCAACUGGAGAGGAGAUAUUUGCAGGUAAGGUCAGUCUUAAAUACCGUGGAGCAUGUGUGACGAGUGGCUGUCUGUCGUGUGAAUAAUGCACAAUAACUUGACAUGAUAAAGUGAAGUAACAUAAAUGACAGGUUAUGGGCGUAUGCAACUAAUUGACGAGUAACCUAAACAUUGUCCGACUGAAUAUGUUUGACACGUCUGAAUUCUGUUUUGCGUGACUUACAGUUCGCAUUAAAACCACUAAAAGAUCUUUUCCCAUUUUCCUGGGGCGUGACAUAAUCCCGGUUCCUGUUUUUGCAAGUCACUGUUUUUGGCUCCCCUCAGUGCUGACGUGAACAGCAAUUUAAUGUCAGCUGUCUGAAAAGUAGACUGGACUACCAAAUCCAAAUGCAGCAUCCGAUUAUGCCCAAAUCCAGACUGAGAUUCUACCAAUCAGCGUUUAUUUAAGUGAGGAAGAUUGAUGUCAGCGACUUUAAGGGGAAAGUGCUUCCAGAGUGCGCUGAUAAGGAGCUCUGAUAACAAAGGUACACAGGUUCAUCACAGCACAGAGGGACUCCACAGUGUCUGUCUUUCUGUUUUACACAAUGAGGAACAAACUCGAUGGCAUGUUUCGUUCUCCUACAUGGAUUGAUUUCCUUUUCUUUCCUUCAACAACAACAAAAAAGUUUCAUUUCCUGCUUUUUUUUUCUCGUAAUUUGUACAUUUCCUCUGACGUGGUAUGUGAGGAGAGCUUGACUCUUAUGUUAUCUGAUAUUAAUGACAGUGCUGUAACCAGACUCCUUGCUUCUAUUUGGAGCAGGCCAGAGACAGGACAGUAUGCACUGUGCACAGUAAACAUAUCUUUCAAAUGUGUCAUUUCUAUAAUGAGCCAUGUUAAGCUAAUAGAAUAGAUGCAUGUAAUAAUUUCAUUAUGAACCUCAUGUCUCCAGAGCUUUGGUGACUUCAGUGUUGCGUGCUCUCUUCUUUCUGAGGGAGCUUGUCUUUCUUUCUGUCACUGACACUGUAACACUAUGUGUCAUGUGAUGAUGUGUUUAGGUUUGGAGAUAAAAAAAAGCCAAGCAAAAGUGGACCACCAUCCAUUCACCCUUCUGAGUCUCCUGUGGUCAUCCUCUCUGAUCCGUUACUAAAAUGACCUCAAGGCAGGGAGAUAUCCCAGGUAACACAGAAAUUUAGAUUCAAAUUGAUAAUCAAACUCAAGGAAUAUUGAUAACUGUAUGUGGUUGUGCUUAACACCGUCUUUCCUCCCAUGUUUCAGCACUUGAGUCUGGCCCUUCAUCUGGACUCUUCGGUGCCCUCUCAUCCCCUAUCGGAAUGAUGAGACGCAAUACAAGCUAUGAUGAGCACAUGGAUGCCCCCAUGCAUUCCCCACCUCCAGACCUUGCUGUCAACAUCUUGUGGAAAGAUCCGGUCAUCCCAAAGCACAAGUUCAGGAACACACCAGAGGUGCCUUUGUGUUCAUUCUGACUGACUGAUCCAGUCUUUGAAGCAUUAACUGAACAAAAGAUUAUUUUUUUUGGUUUGUGUGCAACCUGUCGCUAGGAGUUAGGUGCAUUAGGUGCAUGCCUGCACACGUUUGACUUGCUCGCCUAUUUGUUAUGUAACUGGUUUGUAAGUUGAUCCUAACAGUAUAAACUCUUGUGACUAGGAAAGCCGGAGUGGGGGAAAACUGCUGACCACUGAACCACAAUCGCCAGCCAAGACUCCAGUGCCUGUUGUGAAAGCCAAAGCCACCUCUUUAAUGAAUACACUGAUGUUCAGUAAGUCAACAAACCAGCUGAAUAACUCCGAUGAAUUAUUUUCAAUUUAACACUGAGAUUCACUGUUUCCUUAAAGACUUACGUAAGCUUUACCAAUGAUUAUCCAGUUAUCAGCAAAACAAAAGAAAACACUUCAAGCUUAAUCUAGCUGCAUUUAGACACUAGACUUAUGUUUAUUUUACUAACUGUAUACUCAUCCUCCCCAAGAGCAGACCCAUGAGAAUCUGCAGAGGUUUGAGCACCAGGUAGGCCUGACAGAUGCCGGGUAUUCACCCCACAAAGGGCUGUCUGCUGAGGAGACCCGCUUUCACCGGCUUUGUGACACCCCACCGCCAGUGAGUAUAAACAAAAAUAAGGUAGAGGUUUGUGGAAAUUUGCUCUCUCUGUCCUAAUAUCAUAAUUAGUAACCAGACAGAAUGAAAAAGGAAACAACUCCCUCUGAUGGCUGGUUUACUAAACAGGUUAAGUCCAAAUGAUUACUCCAAGGUCUGAACUUCAUGAAUGAUCAGGGAUAAAUCUGGUCUGGUCUGGUCAAUCUACUGAAGUCUUUUUAGGCUGAAACGUUAUAACAAACCAGUUGUAAAUAGAAAUCGAUAAUAACUUCUUUUUUUUUUUUUUGGCCACAAAUGAAACUUAAGGUGGUGUUUGUAACAUUCAAGAUGUAACAGUAUCACUAUAGCCAUUAAAAUAUUCUUAAACUUAACAUUCAUUAUACACUCAAACAAGGGGAACGUAUUUAUACACUUAUGUUAUUCAUCAGCAUCAGACAAUGUAUGAGCAGAACAAUCAAGUAUCAUACCUUAUCUUUGCUUGUAUCAUGGAAAGUUAAGCAAAGGCUGUAGUUACACCUUCGUUCAUCAAAACAGCCUGCAACUGUUUAUAUGCACAAAGGUUAUGUUUUCUUUUCUGUCCAGAUUUGGCUGGUUUCUCUGAAAUCUGUGCUCUCUCCCAUCCCAAAUCCCCCCCAUGCUCACGUUUUGGGUGAAUAGAUUGACCAUUCAAAUGUACAUAAUCAGUCCAAUGUGUUAUGGUAUUUCUACAAAUAACAAAGACAUUAGUAGACUAACAUUCCUUGUAUUUUUUGUCCAUGGUUUCAGUUCAAAUAAGUUCGUAUUAUUGCAAAAAAUGUGUGGUAAAGACACAGUAAUAUGUAAUAUUUUUCCGUGGAUGAUUGCAGGUUAAAUAUGAAAUAAUAUCUUGGUAAACAGAUUACGUAACUAACCCUCUGUCUUUCAAACUAUCAGCAGAAGCGUUGCCAAGCAACGCCCUCAAAUGAACCGAGCCUCCUUAUUUUGUCAAACCGACCAAUCACAGAGCUCCUUUCAGAAGAGUUGUUUGUCAGAGGCCUUCUGCAGAGGGUAUCUCCUGGUCGCCGAUAAAAGAUCCUUAAACUCGUUAAAAUAGGCAAUAAUGGACAAAAUGAAAGAACCAAUGGAACUGGAGCGCCACAGAAAUUUUAUUAUGAAAAGGUACGUCAAAGAUUUUUGCUUUUAGCUUUCGUUGGAGCCAUUUUUUACCGGACUGUCGACCACGGGCCGUUAGGAAAGUGAUAUCAGAUGCUAGCUUGAAAUACCGCAGCCGGACGUUGUAACUUCUUUAAAUUUCUGAAAUAUCGGCCACCAACCCGCGUUUAGUAGUGUCUUACCACCAAAGAGAGCAUUAAUCAUCAAAAGACUCGAAGGGUGGCAGCUGAGUUUGACUUAACUAACAAAAACAAGAGACGUUUGUUAGCUGUGUGUUUGGCUUGAGACCGUUACGUUCGCUGUUAUGUGGCAGCCCAACGGUCGUUAGCUUAGCACAUGCUAACUAUCGUUUAUUGAGCACCAAACGGCAGUGUUGCUUUCUGGAAAUCACUCAAGAUGUGGAGAGUUGUUACGCUGCUCCCAUGUCUGCCGAGGGCUGUAUUUGUCUUCCUGUGUUUUGGGAAACGGCUCGGCCUUAUCUUGCUCUCGUCUGUGAAGUGCAGCCUUCCUCAGCCUCAGACUCACACUCUCUUCUAUCAUCGUUCUGUUCCGUUUAAUGGAAACACAUAAGAUGGACUAACAGAGCUCAGCUCCGUCUGAUUUAGGAUUUGUACGCAGUAUGUUAUUACUUCCACACAAUUCAUACAUAGUGGCCUUGUACAGUCUCAUGAUGAAGUCGAUUUUUGGUUGUACACAAGUCACCUGUCUUUCACAAAUACCUCGGAGUCCUGGGUCUGACAUGGAGCGUGCCAUUAUUUAUUUUCCUUUUUCAUGACAGCAGAGUCUGCUUAACCAAACAAAAACAAUUUGAGCAGCCAAGAUCUGGUCGUGACUCGGAAAAUUCUGGCUGAUGUCCACCAGGGUACUGAUGGCAGGGGGUUUAAAACCACAGGGACGGUCCCUGAUUUUCAUUUGCACCAUGGUUUCUGCUCUGAGCAUACCACAGGACUACAGGAUGGAGAAGAGUUUGGAAGGACGUCCAACACACGGAUCAUGGAAAUAUGCCUAUACUGGAUGGAGAUUUUACAUAAAUAUUCUGAAAGACAUUUUUGCUGAAAUAGAAUUUAAUGUAAAGGCAAGUAUGUUUAGACAUUCAGUCGGGGGACUUGUUGGAGUUAUCAGGAUAUAAGACCAGCUUCAUGUUUGAAAAAUAGGGAAUAUUUGCAAAACUAGAGCAAGUUAAACUCAUUUGGACUUGUGGUGUUAAAGAUUGAGAUAGUUUAGGUUGACCUACAAGCAGUUUUCAAUCAUUUAAUUGUAGUUUUUCUUUUAAUUUAACCUUUAUUUAAUAAAAUGUCGUAUACUAACGUUAAAAAAGCUUCCACUUUGUCUUAAAGUGGUUCUCUUUCUGUGCCUCCUCUUCCUCCCCACCCUGUAUAUUUAGUGAAGCAUUGACAAUGUUUAUUUACUUUUUGUAACAGCCCAAGAAAAAUGCCACUGACCCUCUGCAUUGUGUACCCAGGGAGUGUUUACUCUGUAAAUAAAAGUCAGAACUAUGUUCCUGUGUAGAAUCCUGCACUCUAAAUCACGGUCUAAUUUUCUUUGCUUACAGAAGUUGAGAAUGCCAAGCGGGGACUUCAAGGAGGACAGGCUUACACCAUCAGCACAAUCCACCCCAACUGGUACCCCUUCCGUUACCCCCUCUGUCACCCCCAGUGUAACCCCUUGUGUCAGUCCCCACUCAUCACCUGCUCUUAAUCGCAGGUAGGUGUGAUUCUACUUCAGCUCAUGUAGGUUGUUGACCAGAAGCUGAGCCACAUAAUUCUUUCUGCAUUUCUAUAAUGUAUCCAAUCACGUGUUUGCCUGCAUAACCAUUUCUUGCUCUCGUUUGGUGGGAAUGAAGGAGCUGGUUCCAGCUGAGUCCCACUCCUUUCCCUGCAACUCCGGAACUCAGCAGUCCCAACCCCAGCACAGACAUGGGAGGAAAUGAAGGAGGAGGAGAGAGGUGGAACUUUUUUGGAACUCGGUCUGUGGUCCAGAAGUCCCCCACAGACCCGGGUUCAGAAAGUGGCACAGGUAAAAGAUUUAUACCCAAAGGGUGUUAUCUUUUGAGCGCUAUUCAUUAAAAUAUUUGAAGCUACAGUAGGAGCAAACAAGAUUUUGAGAGUAUCAGGAAUAUAUUUGUAAAAGCCAAUCAGUGGAUUCUGAAAUACCUUUCACAACAUCAAAAUUGUUAAUCUUUAAAGUACAACACAUGUGAGAGAGACCCCAACACUACAGUUUUGUGUGUCUUUGAACACUUGUGCUGACUCAGUUGUCACAGAAAACUUGUUGUUGUAGCUGAGCAGAGUUUUAAGCUGGUGGGGAUUUUCCUCUGAAAGGAUGGGGCUAAGUUAACGCUAUCGUAUGCAAAACAAGAAGGAUGCCCCGCAUGUUUUCGGAGACAUUUUUCACCUCUGACCACACCCACAAAUGAUGUCACACAAUCCAGGAGCACACCUGUUUACGUCUCAAUAAACCAUAACAAUAGAGCUGCACCCUUCAACAGGAACUGAAAGUCACUGAUAUCCUCCCUCCCUCCCUCUCUCUCAUGCAGGCUUCUCAUUGCAGUCCUACUUUGGCCUGCAGAAGUCCACAACCAUCGAUGGCACUAACCCCCAGGUCAACUUCAAGGUGGAUGACCCUGCCCACUAUAUGCCCCCCAAAAUUGAAAUCUCUGGCAUAGAAGCCAAGAGGGUUCCUCCACGGCCGCAUAAACUUAAACCCCGGGACAUGAAUGUUUUAACACCCUCAGGAUUCUGAAGCCAGACCAUCUCACCCCUGUAUUCCAUCUAAAAAUAUUUCCCUCUCUCACUCUGUCCCCUCUGCACCCCUGCAAACUUCCUGAAGCUGAGAAUAAUAAGGACCACCUCUAGUGUUAGCUCACCAGCCCCAGAGAAAUCACUGCACUGUUACUCCUCCCAGCUGAUCUACUCUGAUAACUGCGUCUUUCUUCUCUUCAUCUAAACAAUCCAGUUUCUUCCAAGUCGGUGGUCCAAAUAAAACAUGUUAUGAAAUAACUAAAUUUUUCACCCCUAAAGAUGGUACCGCUUUGUUUAAUUGUCUGUCAUGUAAUUGGUGCGUAGGUAUGCAUCACCUUGCUGUCUUUGUUCUGUGUUCAGUUUCGGCAUGAGAAAGAAGAUGUUGAAAUAUCUUGUCAGUUCUCAAUGUCAAACCUGAUCAGAUAUUUCAUUUCUUAAUACUCAGUUGCCUCAUUUGUUGUUUUUUUAUGUUGAAUAUGCUCACAGAUUUCUUGUAACGUAGUGCUUCUCUCUGUCAGCAUGCAGAGUGUAGUGAAGUAUGACUGAUACCGUGCCUAAACAUGCAGUGUGUUUGCUGUUGGCUAUUUUUGCCACCUGAAUUCAGUUUUUUUAUGUGUGAGAGAAUUUUAUUUUACUUGGUGUGAGAGAGUGUGUCUGCUGACCUGAAGUGAUUUUUUUUUUUUUUUACUAUCAUUAUUUCAAAGUAUUAAUGCUUUAAAUCAACAAUGUUUAAAUAGUUGUUAAUAUGUUGCAUCAAUCUCGUUUUAUAUGGUAUAAUAUUGUUUUCAACCUGCCACGAGAACGUAAGACUUUGCAGAUUUGAAUCUUAUUUUGCAUUUCCUGUUGAAAGGAUCUCUGCUGUUUUGUUUGAGAGAGUUGAUGAAUUCCAGUUAGUAUUGCACAAGGGAGAUGUCUCCCACUUAUUAAUGUAAAUAAACCUGAUGCAUAGAAGCAAAACCAAA